This is a messenger RNA of Hypomesus transpacificus, 1826 nucleotides long. RefSeq names its product WD repeat-containing protein 88-like. NCBI's taxonomy places the organism in Eukaryota, Metazoa, Chordata, Actinopteri, Osmeriformes, Osmeridae. Bases 385 to 1599 code for a protein of 404 amino acids. The transcript has 11 exons. Gene Ontology annotation, molecular function: protein binding. The record is from RefSeq and is a predicted model, not a curated record.
UAAUAGCUGAUUUUGUCAUUACGAAGUGUUUUUUUUCUGUGUUGCUGUUUUUUUAUGAAAAGGUUUUGUUUUAACAACUUGCUCCCAAUACUAGCUACUACAUUGUUUUACAGAUAGAGCAAAUAAUGUCUGUUCAAUUCAAACAAAUAAUGUCUGUUCAAUUCAAACAGUCUGUUCAAUUCAUAGCCUAUGGAAGAGUAAAUUGCAUUUAACUGUGACCACCUGCUUACACGGUUGCCUCGAUCUGUGUUCUUCCAAUGUUACCAUAGUAACCCGCCCCCUGGGGUAGCAAACUUUGGAGUGAACUUGACUACCUUGAUACAAGUACUAUUUAUGGAAACUAAACAGCGAUACUCUAUCCGAUUGUUCCGCAAUAAGAAAUAAAUGGCUUUGAAAAAUAUCGACCCUUUGUCGCUCGAUGAAACAAAUGACGAGAACAAGGAUGACAGUAAGGAGCAAGAAAAGAGUGUUUCGCUUUGGGAGCAUGAAGCGCUUUCCCAGAUUCCCAUCAAGGUAUUCAGGGGUCAUACAGAUGCAGUCAGCAACUGUCACUUCUGUUUUGAUGACACGAGAAUCCUGACCAGCUCCCACGACAAGACUGCUACACUCUGGGAUUCUGAUACUGGGACCUCCCUACAGGUUUUCAACGGUGGGCAUAAAUCCCCCAUCACUGAGUGUACCUUGGUUCCGAAGAAGAACAGGUUCAUUACAGCUUCGUUGGACAAAACCCUCGUUGCCUGGGACCUAGAGACAGGAAAGAUAAUAUGGACAGCACCUCAUGGAGGCUUUGUGACCUCCUGCAGCGCUUCGGGCGAUGGGAAGCUGGUGGUGUCCGCCUCAGACCAAGAGAAUGCCAUCUACCUCACAAACACAGACACAGGAGAGCGGGUCUUUUACCUUAAAGGUCACCACAAAUCGACUAUUACUCGGUGCAGGUUUGAUCCACAGGGCCAGCGAGUGGCCAGCGUUUCUAACGAUACAACUAUCAAACUGUGGGACCUGGUAUCCAACAAGACCACACUGACUAUAAAUAGCAACCACACUAAUGUGAUCUCCAGCUGCAGCUUCAACCACAACGGCCACUUACUUUGCAGUGCAUCGUGGGACAAAACCCUGCAGUUGUGGGAUGUCCAUCAGGGGACGUUUCGCUCCUGUGGCGGGGCCAUGCUGAGCAGGGGCCACGAAGGCAACAUCAGCUCAUGUGUCUUCUCCAACGACUCGUCUGUCCUGGUGUCGGGAGCCUUUGACAGAACGGUUGCCGUGUGGGACAUGGCGGCCUUCUGCAGAACGCUCGUCUUGAAGGGACAUUUGGAUUGGGUGACUGAUGUGUCAAUCAGCGCUGACAAAAAAUGGGUGGCCUCUGCCUCAAAGGAUUCAACUGUAAGAUUGUGGAAUAUAGAAAACUCUGAACAGAUACCUGAAGUUAUUGAGAAAAGGAAAGCUCAAGGAAUGGGCUUUCAUGUACUAAAGUGUGAGGAGUGUGGAAAGCCCUUCUCCCUGUCUAGAGUGGAGACUUCCGACUUGAUCACGAAGUGUGUUUUCUGCCGAUUGAAGACACCAACCAGAUACCAUCCCCAGCCCCCUCCUCUUGUCUAUUAAUUCAAAUUGAAAAUCAUCUACACACUAUGACAUAAUAAAACCUUCCAAUGUGUCACGAAUUUAAACCGUUUAAUGUCAUCAGAGUUCCGGGCGGCGCCGUGGCUUAGUUGGUUAAAGCGCCUGUCUAGUAAACAGGAGAUCCUGGGUUCGAAUCCCAGCGGUGCCUUUUAGCAAAUGAGAGUUUAUAAAGCCGUGAAUUUCACUGGUGUGUUAAUGAAUAAAACUAC